CCGAUUGAAAAACAAUGUAAAAUAUUAAAUCAUGUUUAAUGGUGAUGAAUCUUACAUGUGCUAUGCAUAACUAAAUCAUUGAUAAUGAUAAAUCUGACCUUAAUGAUGUUAUGAAAAAAUUAGUGAAAUGAAUUUACUAAAAAGACCCUUGGACGAUUCGGCUUUCCGAGCUGAAAGCAAAAAAUUGAGAUAUGAAAAAUGGACAGAAUUUCAAAUUCAACUUGAAACGUGUAUGGAGAAAAAAUGUCUGUGCGAAGUUUCACUUGGAGAUAUUUUAAUACAUUUAGACCCUGUGUUAGCUGGAGUUCCUAGUCCCGAGGUUCUGUGUAGUCUGGGGUUCCUUGGUUGGCUGGGAGAAACGUUCCAUGAAGAAAUGGUCGGCGGAACGGUCUGUUCCAGAAUUCACUGUCUUGUUUCCCAUAUUCUUAAAAACGAUCAGUUCUUUCUUGUCAUACUUAAUUAUAUCAAGGAUGGUUGUGAGUACUUGAAGUAUAGUUGUGUACAAGCCCUUAGUUCUCUACUGCCCCUCUCAUACUGUGGUCAAGAUAUAUCUAUUAGCACUACACAAAUAUUUAUUAAAAAAUUGCUAGAUCAGCUUCUGUACGCUCCUGAGAGUUUAAACAGGAGCUGUGCUGCUCCUGUAGCAUCGGCUGGUCUAGGACUGGAAGAGGAUGAACAGGAAGCUCAGGAGGAGGACCAGGAUAACACAUUGUCAGAGAAAAUAUUAGAACAGCAGUCCUGGCUAAUCAGGAUUUUGUCGGAUCUAGUUUGCCACGGAGGAAAUCUGAAAGAAGAUAGUGCUGUGCCUGUCCCAUCAGCAAACUGUAAUUCUGUUAAAUUAGAGGAUGAAGUGCUAUGUCAGGAAUUUCAAAUUAAAUGCUUCAUCGUGAAAUCCUUGGAACCUCUUUGGGAAAAAUUCGCAAAAUCUUUGGCAACCAUCACUGGUAAAUCCGCGAAAACAGAGCGAAGCGGCAUGAGAUUGCUGGGGGGCGUUCUAGUAGUGACCGGUGCCGACACAUACGUAACUGAAGGAUUUCGAUUAUGGAAAUCCUUGUUAUGCAUCAGAGCUAAUCUUAACUUUGUGGACAGUAGAAACUUUGGUGCACAUCUCUCCCUUCCACUCUAUUCACUUCAGAUAAGAACCCCGGGUUGUAUUUGGAGAUGUGUUCUUGAUACCGUAUCCGAAUGUCUGUGCUACGGCAGCACUUUAGGUCUGCAAUCCAUACCCCCAGAGGAGCCAUGUCAACUGGCACAUACCCUAAUUAGACUGGUUCGGUUUGAAGGAUUUCUCUCUCGUGUACCAUACAAGGGAUACUCUGGGUUUGGAGGACAAGCAGUUAAAGAUGAUACCUGGAUACAGGACAGACAGGAGAGUAGGGCAGAGAAGGAGGGAGAAGGAGAGGAACGAAGAGAUGUAGGCUACGAUCGAGGAAUGGUUCAGAAAAUAGUUUUGAUAAUACUUAAGGCAGUUGCACUUACAACCAGAGAAUCCAGGAUGGAUUCUAGCAGUGGAGAAUCUGAUUCAAGUUUAAGCUCUCGAGAGUCUGGGGAUAGCUGUAGCUCAGAUCUUGUUAUUAUAGAGCGGAAUAUGAGCGGGAUGUAUAAACAACUUGAUGCCUGGAUUAAAGCUGUCAUACCUGUCCUACCGGACUCUAAACUACAAGACAAUCUACUGCAUGUCCUGCAAGAACAAGAUGAUGUUCUUGUGGAAGGUCUUCUUUGUCUUCUGGACACUCAUCUAGCACUUCAUUUACCCAAUAGAGAUUAUCAGGAUGUAUAUGAAUGCAAUCCUAUCUCUGGGUUCUCCAAGUUUCUAUCUAUAGUUGGAGGGGACUCAAGUGUACUCCUGGAUUUUCUAGUCUCCAAUGAAACCUGUUUCCUUCUGUAUUUACUCAGAUACCUGAAAUUCAUUGUCAAGGAUUGGAUUGGAUUUAUGAGAGUAAGUGGAGAGGAGUAUAACAACACUGCCACAGUUCUACUCAAGCUUAAGCAAUCAAUUGCAAAGUUGCUUGAUAAAGACUUGUUCCCGUACAACAUUGGACCCGUUUACAAACUUAUGGAGAGAGUUGAAGUUUUAGUACAGCAAAACAAACACAGAUAGUAUACAGUAAAGUACAUCAAUUAGCCAUAAUAGUACACUAUAUUAUUUGAACCGUGCACAGUGUACACUGUACAGUGUACAAACCUUCCAGAUCUAGAACUACGUUUGGGUGCUCAUGUCCAAUGUCCAUGUUACUUUAAUAAUCCAGUUUUAUUAAAGUUUUUCAUUCACGUUUUCUAAUAUAACGGUUAACUAUAACGCCCUUUUUACAAGCUUUUGGUGAAUAGGGGGGGGGGGGGAGUGAAGAAAGUUUAUAUGCCUUUGUCUGGAAGAACAUUGUUAUAAAUCAGUAUUUUUUUUGUGUAAAGUGUAAAUUGUAAAUUGUUCAGUUUAUAACUUGAAUCUCGUGUACAUAUAUGUAACUGCGCUUUUAAUGUAAAUUAAAUUUAUUUGCAUCCAA
Messenger RNA from Eurytemora carolleeae, 2501 nucleotides. It is a transcript of the gene lin, whose product is annotated as protein lines. The coding region runs from base 128 to 2101 and encodes 657 amino acids. The record is from RefSeq and is a predicted model, not a curated record. The transcript is spliced from 16 exons. NCBI's taxonomy places the organism in Eukaryota, Metazoa, Arthropoda, Copepoda, Calanoida, Temoridae.